Messenger RNA from Ananas comosus (pineapple), 1482 nucleotides. RefSeq names its product UDP-D-xylose:L-fucose alpha-1,3-D-xylosyltransferase MGP4-like. The coding region runs from base 1 to 1119 and encodes 372 amino acids. Gene Ontology annotation, molecular function: glycosyltransferase activity. The record is from RefSeq and is a predicted model, not a curated record. The transcript is spliced from 5 exons. Gene Ontology annotation, cellular component: Golgi apparatus. NCBI's taxonomy places the organism in Eukaryota, Viridiplantae, Streptophyta, Magnoliopsida, Poales, Bromeliaceae.
AUGAGAAUCCAUCACCAUCAACCCCUCCGCCCUCCCAAACCGAAAAAAACACGCAUUACGGGGAGGAAUAACCGGCGGCGGGACUCCAUUUCUGCCCUAUGUCUCUCCACCAGCGCAUUCUCAUUCUUCCUCCCUUCCCGAACCCCCCUCCCUCUCCUCGCCCUCCUCGCCCUCCUCCUCCUCGUCGGCGUCCUCCUCCCCUGGCCCCUCUUCUCCCCCUCCUCCCUCCUCGGCCCCGCCGCCGGCAAUCCCAACCCACCCCUCUCCCGCUGGCGCGACUACACCCUGGCCGACGCCGCCGCCGCCGUCGCCCGCAACGGCACCCUCAUCCUCUGCGCCGUCAGCCACCCCUACCUCCCUUUUCUCAGCAACUGGCUCAUCAGCCUCGCCCGCCAGGGCCGCGCCCACCAGGCCCUCGUCGUCGCCGAGGACUACGCCACCCUCUACGCCGUCAACCAGCGCUGGCCCGGCCACGCUGUCCUCGUCCCUCCCGCCCCCGACUCCCAGUCCGCCCACAAGUUCGGAUCCCAGGGUUUCUUUAACUUCACGUCGCGGAGGCCGCGGCAUCUCCUGCAGAUCUUGGAGCUGGGGUACAGCGUCAUGUACAACGAUGUCGACAUGGUUUGGCUGGCGGAUCCCUUUCGGUAUCUCGAGGGGAAUCACGACGUCUACUUCACCGAUGAUAUGGCUGCUGUGAAGCCGUUGAAUCAUCCUCAUGAUCUGCCACCUCCAGGGAAGAAGGGGAGGACAUACAUUUGCAGCUGCAUGAUCUUCUUGCGGCCGACUGAGGGGGCGAAGAAGGUGAUGAACAAGUGGAUUGAAGAACUCCGAGAGCAGCCGUGGUCUAAGAAAACAAAAUCAAACGACCAGCCAGCCUUCAACUGGGCUCUCAAUAAAACUGCUAGUCAGGUGGAUCUGUACCUGCUGCCUCAGGCUGCAUUUCCGUCAGGGGGGCUGUAUUUCAAGAAUGAAACAUGGGUAAAAGAAACCAAGGGGAUGCACGUCAUCAUUCACAAUAACUACAUUACUGGUUUUGAGAAGAAGAUAAAGCGGUUCCGAGAUUUCGGGCUCUGGUUCGUUGAUAAGCAUAGCGAGGAAUCACCACUCGGUAGAUUAUAAUCAGAGCCAGAAGGAACGUAUCCGGUUGAUGAAUUGAAUGUAGCAAUAGCGUGGCCUGUGAAAUUUCACCAGCAAAGAAUUCAUUAGGAGAAGAAAAGAGAAGGAAGAGAAUUGACCGCAUGCCACCACACAAUAUAGUCUAAAACUUGGAAGCCAAUAUGGAAUGUGAGUUUGAUUUUUUUUUUUUUUUUUUUUUUUUUUUCUUUCUUUUUGCAACCAUUUCUUUGUGGUGAUAUGCUGAAAUUUUGAUUUUUCCGAUAUGUUCUUUACAUGUCAGCUGAAAUUAGUCUGCAAUGUGUAAUCCUAGACGUAAUUAUCACCUUCUGGGCAUUAUAAUUUGAUCUCGCUUUCGGUUUAAUUUCA